Messenger RNA from Mollisia scopiformis, 1030 nucleotides. RefSeq lists its product as uncharacterized. The record is from RefSeq and is a predicted model, not a curated record. The coding region runs from base 1 to 882 and encodes 293 amino acids. Lineage: Eukaryota; Fungi; Ascomycota; Leotiomycetes; Helotiales; Mollisiaceae. The transcript has 3 exons.
AUGUCAACAUCAUCUUCCGAUACUUGCGCAACCAUAAGUAGCCAUAUCAACGUCAACAAAGAAGAGCUUAGCUCCAUCACCAAAUCUUCUGAUCUCAACAAUGUCACUGGCGUCGACAAGCUACUGCUUGAUCUUGCGUCUACCAGCAUCACAACUCUUGAGAAGGACCGUGUCUUCCACGUGUUCCCCAAUCUUCCCGUUGAGUUAAGACUCAAGAUAUGGGAAGCUGCUUGUUUGGAAGCUCGGGUCAUCAGAUUCAUGGGACACCCAAAUCCAGAUGAUACCCCAUAUGAAAUUCGCCCUCCUACGGUUUAUUCGAAGGCCAAAGUCCCAGCCAUACUUCAUGUCAAUAAUGAAUCUCGCCAAGUUGCAUUGGUCUCGUAUACGCUCUGGUCUCCAAUGGGAUGCAAAAAUAAUGAUCCCAUUUAUUUCAACCACUCCUUGGACUUUAUGUACAUCGCAUGCAGGUGCUCGACUUGGGGCGGCCCUAGACUUGCUUAUCAUGAUCGCACUUUUGGAUGCGGGGAUUGGGUUGAUGGGACGGCCAACAGAAUUGUGUAUGAACUGCAACCAAAUUUCUAUGGCCCAGCGGAAAACUAUUAUCUCGGAGGAAUCUCUGAUGUGAUGCUUUGCCUUUCAACCUAUUUCCCCAAAGCUGAAGAGAAACUGUUCGUUGGCGUCAAAGAGGGUCUCGGUGGCCGGUUCGAAGCAAUGCUAUCUAGCUUCAAGAAUCGGGACAGAUUGCGGAGCAUGGAGGCUGGAGUUGACUUAGUUUACGUUUAUCGGCGAGCAGACGAGUACUACUACCAGGGAAGUCAAACACCAAACCACAUCCCGAAUGUAAUUACAGCCGUCGCCUAUGAAGAUCCCCAAAUUGGAUAGGACGCAGCCUGGACCUCGCCAAGGAAUAACCAGCUGUGAGGAAUUGCGGAGACUAGCGGAGAGAAGGGAGACUGAUCACUAGAAUAUGAGGGUAUUGACAGGACAUCCUGAAUCACAAAGGUUUGAGGAUUUACCCUUUCUAUCGAGG